AUGGAUUAUACAAGCAAAUCUGGCGAGCGAAGACUCCAAACUUGCAGUUUAUGUAAGCUACAAGGCCAUAAUGCCAGGGCUUGCCCAUAUGCGAGAGUUUGCGCACGAUGUGGAAAUUUAGAUCAUGAUGCUGUGGAAUGCCCUUUUUCUCAUCCACCUGCUGACAGGACCGGUAUUGAUAAACUGUAUGAUCCAUAUGGAAUUCAUGCUCGGGCACGGGAGCGGAUUUUGACGGUUCAGCCCAAGAUACUGGGUGGGGAUCUCGAUCCAUCUGAUUGUCCAUUGGGCACGAGGUGGUCCCGUGAGAAAAAAGUUCAAGGUAACACGCGGUUCAAUUUGGCCGCGUACCGGGAUCAGCUUGCAGUUCUCGCAGAGACUGAUUUUGUAUGGAUGCCGUACACGACUCUUUUGGGUCGUAUUGCCAGGGUUUGUCUUGUGGGACAGGGCAUAUGGCGAUCUCAGACAUGGCUCAUCUGCGGGGAGGUCGUUGCGCCACACAACCCCAGUAGGGUAUUUCGCCAAUUUGGUUAUCACCAGCGGAUACCCGGCGACGCAUUACUUCUCACUGCGGCAGAAAUUACUAGCCUGCUCAAGAGGAAGCCGUUUGGAGGAUCCGAUAGGAGAUGGUUACAACAACUAGGGAUAUAUCUCCAGGUUUGGAAUGAUCGCCACGGCCAAGUUGUGGGGACUGAUGAUGAUUAUGUUGGCGAGCCUUCCGCAGAUGCGGAGUAUCUCUUGUGGUACCAUCAGGUUACUGUGAAGUAUGUUACGGAUCCGACGGACUCUGAAAAUGCAAGGGGUUUUCACGGUUCUGCAGAGACCUUGCGCCUCAUGGCCACAUUGAUGGAGGACGUUCGUAGUCUGAGUAUUAUAGGUCAGCGUACUUUCGACGCGGACUCCUUUGGUUAUGAUCGCUUAGGCGAGAUUGCCCAGGUUGCUGAGCGGGCGUUGUCCGUCAAUGCAACAAAUGUUGUACGUCACGAUCUCGAUAGGCAUGUUGAGGUUCAUGACAUUUUGAGUCAAGAACUUGCACCUGUAGACCCGACCCAGCAACAUCCACCACCCAGACCUCCGAGGCGUUCGCGCAGGUCUCAGCGUGGGCGUGGGGGGCAAGAGACAAUCACAUCAUCUCAGCCACAUCAGUCCUCCCAGCAUGAGCAGUCUCAUAUUCCCUUCACUAGCGGUUCAUCCCAUCAGUCUCCACAUCAGUCUCCACUCCAUUCUCGACAGCAUUCAGCCCAUCAGUCUCCACAUCAUUCAUCCCAUCAGUCUCCACAUCAUUCUUCGCCGACCCAAGAGGCGUUUUACCGUCCGAUUAUGUCUCCCCAGCACCAGCAGUCCAAUUUUUCCUUCACUCAGUUUUCCUCCCCUCAGACUUCUCAGCGUCAGUUUGGAGAUUCUUUUAUUGACUUUUCUGGGUUUCAGCAGAGUUCGCUAGAUGGCCAGUCGAUACAUUACACGAGUAACUUUCUUUCGAGUAUGUUCGAGGGUGUUGCGGGUCAGCAUCAGACUGAUAACCCAGCUAAGGGUGAGCGUGAGAGUCAAGGUGAGGAUGAGGCUGAGGAUGCAGACCAGGAUGAUCAGUUUGAGGGUCAGGGUUAUCAGCGCCAUGAGGAGCAGGGAUCGAGUCAGACUCUAGGGACUCCACCGUUGGCUGUGAGUAAAGGCCAGAGAGUGACGAAGGAGCCCGAUAGAUUGACUUAUAGCCUUUUUCGGGCUAAAAAGCCCAAGAAGAAGUAG
Molecule: messenger RNA, 1740 nt
Organism: Oldenlandia corymbosa var. corymbosa
Lineage: Eukaryota; Viridiplantae; Streptophyta; Magnoliopsida; Gentianales; Rubiaceae
Source: the annotation of a GenBank genome assembly